This is a messenger RNA of Trematomus bernacchii (emerald rockcod), 4319 nucleotides long. RefSeq names its product sodium/calcium exchanger 1-like. NCBI's taxonomy places the organism in Eukaryota, Metazoa, Chordata, Actinopteri, Perciformes, Nototheniidae. Gene Ontology annotation, biological process: calcium ion import across plasma membrane; sodium ion transmembrane transport; cell communication. The record is from RefSeq and is a predicted model, not a curated record. Gene Ontology annotation, molecular function: calcium:sodium antiporter activity. Gene Ontology annotation, cellular component: sarcolemma; postsynapse; axon.
GGCGCGCUCCUUUGGUUCCGUGUCUCUGCAGGAGGAGGCGCGCUCCUUUGGUUCCGUGUCUCUGCAGGAUGAGCGCUGCUGGGGUUUCUGAGGAGAGACUCAAAUAAAGAAGCUGCUGUGUUUCACUGCCUCUGCCCGAGCCUCACGGUUACGGAGCGCACCAUGAUCCGGAUCAGGACCUCGUCCAUCGCUCGGCUUCUCCUCCUGUUCUCCAUCGUCUCCGUGCAGCUCCAGUGUUCUGCAGGAUCUGCUCUGACCUCCAACUCCUCCGACAGCAACCAGACCCGGUGUGGCGGAGCGAGUGCCUGCAUUGCGGGGGUGAUCCUGCCGCUGUGGGAGCCCCUGGACCCCCCCCUCACCGACCGCAUGGCCAGGGCCACCAUCUACUUCGUGGGACUGGCCUACAUGUUCCUGGGCGUGUCCAUCAUCGCUGACCGCUUCAUGUCCUCCAUCGAGGUCAUCACGUCGCAGGAGAGACAGAUCACCAUCAAGAAGCCCAACGGGGAGAAGAUCACCACCACGGUGCGCGUCUGGAACGAGACAGUGUCCAACCUGACGCUGAUGGCUCUGGGCUCCUCUGCUCCGGAGAUCCUGCUCUCGGUGGUGGAGGUCUGCGGUCACGGGUUCAACGCCGGAGAGCUCGGACCCAACACCAUCGUGGGCAGCGCCGCCUUCAACAUGUUCGUCAUCAUCGGCCUCUGCGUGUCCGUGAUUCCCGAUGGAGAAACCAGGAAGGUGAAGCACCUCCGGGUGUUCUUCGUCACCGCCACCUGGAGCGUGUUCGCCUACAUCUGGCUCUACCUGAUCCUCGCCGUCUUCUCCCCGGGGGUCGUUCAGAUCUGGGAGGGGCUCGUCACGCUCGCCUUCUUCCCGAUAUGCGUCGGGUUCGCCUACGUGGCCGACCGCAGACUCCUCUUCUACAAGUACAUGUACAAACGCUACCGGGCCGGGAAGAGGAAAGGAGUGAUCAUCGAGACGGAGGGAGAACCGUUGGAGCUGCCGUCAAAGAUUGACGUGGAGAUGGACGGGAAGAUGCUGAACUUCUCCAACAGAGGAGAAGAGUUUGAGUUCAAGGAGCUGGACGAGGAGGAGUCGCGCAGAGAGGUGGCCCGGAUCCUGAAGGAGCUGAAGCAGAAACACCCCGAGAAGGAGAUGGAGCAGCUGAUGGAGCUCGCCAACUACCAGGUUCUGAGCCAGCAGCAGAAGAGCAGAGCGUUCUACCGCUGCCAGGCCACCAGGAUCAUGACGGGCGCCGGGAACAUCCUGAAGAAACACGCCGCCGAACAGGCCAAGAGGGUGAAUCAGCACGACAUCUGCUCCGAAAUCGCCGCCAACGACUUCUCCUCCAAGCUGUUCUUCGACCCCGGCACCUACCGGUGUCUGGAGAACUGCGGCAGCGUCGCUCUGAAUGUUGUGCGUCGCGGAGGAGAUCCCGGGAACACCGUCUGCGUGGAUUACCGAACAGAAGACGGCACCGCGAACGCAGGGUCAGAUUACAGAUUCACCGAAGGGACUAUCGUGUUCAAACCCGGGGAGGCGGAGAAGGAGAUCCGCAUCGAGAUAAUCGACGAUGACAUCUUUGAGGAAGACGAACACUUCUUGGUUCACCUCAGUAAUGUGAGGGUGAUAUCACAGGGCAACGAGGGCGAGAACAACCACGUGGACGCCCUCGCCGGGUUAGGUUUGCCGUGCUCGGCCACCGUCACGAUAUUUGAUGACGACCACGCCGGCAUCUUUACCUUCGAGGAGCCGCAGGUGACCAUCAGCGAGAGCGUCGGCAUGAUGGAAGUGAAGGUGAUCCGGACGUCGGGGGCUCGCGGCGUCGUGAUGGUGCCUUAUAAAACCACGGAGGGAACGGCGAAGGGUGGCGGCGAAGACUUCGAAGAUACCCACGGAGUCCUGGAGUUCGACAACGAUGAGAUCUUACACCUUUGCCAGUAAAGUGUCUGCCAUCCAGGACCAAUACGCUGACGCCUCCAUCGGCAACGUGACAGGAAGUAACGCCGUCAACGUGUUCCUGGGUAUCGGCGUGGCCUGGUCCAUCGCCGCCAUCUACCACGCCAUCCACGGCGAGGAGUUCCGCGUGGACCCGGGAACCCUGGCGUUCUCCGUCACGCUCUUCUGCAGCUUCGCCUUCAUCUGCUUCGGCGUGCUCCUGUACCGGCGCCGGCCCUCCAUCGGGGGCGAGCUGGGCGGGCCGCGGGUCCCAAAGAUCCUGACCAGCUGCCUGUUCUUCAGCCUGUGGCUCCUGUACAUCGUGUUCUCCUCGCUGGAGGCCUACUGUCACGUCCAGGGGUUCUAACGUUCUGCUGCAGAGGCUCAAAAACGGUUCCUGAUUAACUGAUGGAGCUCCCAAUGGGUUCCGAAGGGUUCUAAUGGGUUACAAUGGGUUCUAAUGGGUUUCAAUGGUUUUGAAUGUGUUCUUAUGUUUUUUCUAAAAGGUUCCAAAGGCUUCCUAUGGGUUCCAAAGGGUUCCAAUGGGUUCUAAAGGGUUCCAAAGGGUUCUAUAGAGUUCCAUUGGGUUACAAAGGUUCCAAUGGUUUUAAAGGGUUCCAUUGGGGUCCUAUAGGUUCUAAAGGGUUCCACAGGGUUCUAUAGAGUUCCAAUUGGUUAUAAAUGUUCCGAAGGGUUCCAAAGGGUUCUAAUGGGUUGCAAUGGGUUCUAUUGGGAAUCAAUGGUUUUUAACAUGUUCUUAUGUUUUCUAAAGGGUUCCAAUGGGUUCCAAAGGGUUAUAUAGAGUUCCAAUUGGUUAUAAAGGUUCUAGAGGGUUCCAAGGGUCUAAAAGGGUUCCAUUGGGGUCCAAUAGGUUCCACAGUGUUUCAAUGGCUUAUGAUGGGUAUUAAUGGAUUCUAGAGGGGUUUAAUUGCUUCCAAUAGGUUCCAAAUGGUUCCAAAGGUUAUUAAGGGUUAUAAAGGUUCUAAGGUGUUCCAAUGGGUUAUAAUGAGUUCUAAUUAGAUUCUGCUUGUGGCGGAAAGCAACUAAGUACAUUUAAUAAGUACUGUACUAAGUACUGUACAAUUAUGAGGUACUUGUACUUUACCUUAGCAUUUCCCUUUCAUACUAUUUAAGUGAAUUCAAAUGAAAAUAAUGUGUUUUAAUGCGCUACGUUUAUUCUAAAGCCUCAGUUACUCUUCAAAAUAAAGAAACAGGAUAAAUGCCAAACACAAUGUAUCUCUGGAGAUUAUUCAAGUGCAGUUUUUUCAGUCUCAGGGACAACAAGUAAAAUGAUCCAAUAUAAGAAAAGUAAAGACAGAAAGUCGUAAACGUGAAUCAUGUGUCAGAACUGUUUUUGUCUACAGCUGUAAAAUGCUGCGCACGAUCUAAUAAUAUGAUAUAUAUAUCAUAGAGGCCAUUUUACUGCAGAAAGAGUUAUUUUACUUGUCAAACUUUAAGAUCAUUUUGUAGAUAAUACUUUUGUACUUUAGAGAAGUGAGUAACAUGUUUCUGAGUUUUUACGAAGUACAGCUGUGUGGAAGAUCCGUCUCUUUGGAGUCUUCUUUAAGAGCCAGUCCAAAACAGGUGAUGUCAAUACUUCAGGGUUUCUUUCUAUUUCAUCUGGUUUGGUUUCCGUCAUGAUGGGCUUCCCUUAGCGUGUUCUGUAUGUUCUCUCUUCAAACUUCCCCAGAAGAAGAAGUCAGUCGACUCCGUGCACAUCCAGGAGGCCCACAACCUGGAUGUGUACUGAUCGACUCACUGACAUUGAGCUUCAGUUUCGCUUGGAAUAAACAACAGGACUAAGCGAUCUGCCAAACAAACAACACCACAGUUUGGAUAAAGCUGACUGAGUGUCGUCUCCCUUUAGAGCUUCAACAUCUUUAGUGGGUUUUCAAAGCCCCCAAGGUUCCUUCAGGACUCUAAACCUCUCUGUGCAUUUCUCCGUUGUCUUUGUUGGACUUUUCUCUGUCGGCUGAGAGCCUCAGAGACGGGACUAUCUUCAUCCUUACAUACCUCUGGAACAAUAACAUGUAUCAUGAAUGCUUCAUCUGUACCUUUAAGUAUUACACGACCACAGCAGGGAGGUCAUGCUGUCUGAAACGGCAGGACUUUCUGAGUGACUGGAGCCGGAGUGUUGCACCUCAAUGAAUAUCUGCACUGAGUUUGAUAUGUAGUUAGUUUUAAAACAUAAGUUUAGAAGCGUAGGAGGAUCCAGAGUUUGGCGUUGAAGCCGUUUUAAGGUCUUCGCUGUACCGAGAACACAAACUCUUUCACACAGAGACUCUUCAACCUGAGCCGGUGGAUCCAAAUGUUUGAGAACAUAUAAGUGUGUAUGUGUGUGUGAAUGUGAGUACACUUCAAAUAAAGAGACACGUCAAUCAUGA